UUCUGCCUUCGCAGCCAAUCACAGGACGUGUUGCUGCUGCAGCUUUAUUUGACUUCAGUUGUUCCUGAACGCGUGAUCGAAGACGAAACCUAUCAGUCUUUGGCUGGUUAAAUUUUGUUUUUAUUUAUUGCACAAACAAAGGAUAAAACGCGUAGCCACUGAGAUGUAAUUUUUUGGGACUAACCUACAAGAGAAUGGUGGAAAUAAAGUGACUCUACUCUGCACUGGCCUCCCCCCCAAGUCGGUCAGCAGAAAGACGAGCUUUGCAUUUGUCAGCUGGUGCAGGGAACAGUCUUUCCAAUGUCUUUAGUGGAGGAUAUUCUCGAUGUGCUGCACAUGGUGCUGGAGUACUUUGGAGUGUCUCCAGAUAUGCUGGUUCCUGUGUGGGACAGUCCUCUGUGCGGUCAGUAUCGCAGCAUUGUGCGAAUGGUUGGAACGAACCUCCCCUUGAAGCCUACCCCACGCGUUCACUUUGAGAUCCCCCUGGUUACUUAUAGGGCCCAUGGACACGUUGAAAUCUCAGAUGCUCCAGCUAUCCCCUCAUUGGCUGAUGUCAUGUGGGUCUUUGAUGACGAGGGGGACAGCUUUGCCAAAACCAGGAACCAUUUACCUCCAAAGAAAAGCACCAUAAAUCGAGACCUGAGGAGAUACCCAAGACCUGCUCCGAGUCAGUCCCGUGGAGCGGGAGCGUCUGAUCCAGAAGCUCUGAAGAAAAUCUCAGUGCUGGAGAGCGAGCUGGUCAAACUGCGAGCUCAGAUCGCCAUGAUUGUAACUGCUGCCCCCCCCUCAGCCCAGAUAGAUUGCCAGGAUGCUCCAGGGUCACCUUUGACGUCCCUUCCUCCACCUCCAGCUCUCACCUCCACACCGCGCUGUGCACCUCCUCCUCCUCCUCCUCCCCCACCUCCCCCUCCACCCUGCCAAAACACCCCCACCGAGACAUCAUCUGUGUUUGAGAUGAUCAGACAGCGCAAGAAGACGGGUGCUGAUAAGGGUCCGGUCCGGGGCCAGAACUCUGAACUCUGCAGAGGAUCAGAAAAUAAAGGGAUUCCGUCCAUGCUGGACGUUCUUAAAGACUUGAAUCAAGUGAAAUUGCGCUCAGUGGAGAGGUCUCCGGGGGGCACGCCAGUCAGGAGGAGACGCAGUAAAGGAGGCGCAGCGUUGCUGAACGACCCAGCAGCUCUUAUCGCCGAAGCUCUGAAGAGAAAGUUCGCCCAGCAUCGCCAUAACAACUCCUCGGACAAAGAGAAUUCAAUAGAAUUCUCUCCCUUCAGCAGCCCAGAAGCUCCUCAGGUGUCCGUCCACACCAGGCGCAGCCAGGGGCGCCGCCACUUCUGACUCGGGCCGAGUAAUGGCUUUUUAACUCCAAGGGGACGCACCGAGCCCCGCCCCAGAACCCUCUGCUGCAGCUGCUGACUUUGCGUUGCUUUUUUAACUUUAUCCCCUUUCCUCCUUUAAAGACUUUGUCUCUUUUAAGUGUUUCAGAUGGGCAAUUUGUUCAUUUUGGUCAAGCAGUCACUGUAAACAAGAGUUAUGGUACUUGUUUUGUUUUUUAUUUUCUUUUAUCUUUAUUUUCUGUUACUUGGUGAUAAGAAAAUCUUUAAAAUGAAUAAUGUGACAAUGCGCCGGAGCAGGUAUGCACUGUAGCUUCUACUCGCCUGCAUUCAUGUUUCUAAGAGAACUUUGUGAGGCCUUUGUACUUACCUCAGUGGGAUUUUAGAUUGAUAUAACUGUUCUAUGCAAUUUUAUAAGUUUUAUUUCAUUAAAGAGUCUAAUUGCACUGAUCAUUUCCUCCUUUUUGUGAUCACAUUUGUGCUAACAGUCGUUACAGCAUAUGUCUGUAGUGUUUG
Molecule: messenger RNA, 1847 nt
Organism: Menidia menidia (Atlantic silverside)
Lineage: Eukaryota; Metazoa; Chordata; Actinopteri; Atheriniformes; Atherinopsidae
Source: the annotation of a GenBank genome assembly